AUAUCGGUUGACGCAACUGAUUCUGAACCUCUCGGUCGUUCGUUUCUACUCUUUCCAAGCUCUAGCCCAUGGUGGUGACCUUCUUCUUCUAACCGCGAAAACCAUCUCUAUCUCUCUUAUCUUUCUUCUCCGCCAAGUUUCUCUUUGUAAUUUCUUUCUUCUUCCUCCAGAUUCUUCAAGCUUCCUUUACCAUCUCGCGAAUCCUUCUAUUAAGUUGAACAAGAUCUCAUGGCGAAAACAGCUCUUACUCCUCCCGCGUCUGGUUCCGAAGUUCCAAGAUCCGGUACACCUGGAGAUGCGUCUGGCAACAAACCUCAAACGGAUGCCACCGGCGUCUCAGCUACUGAUACUGCUUCUCAGAAACGCGGUCGUGGUCGACCGCCAAAGGCUAAAUCUGACUCUUCCCAAAUCGGUGCCGUUUCUGCGAAGGCGAGUACUAAACCAAGUGGUCGUCCGAAAAGAAACGUAGCUCAGGCUGUUCCUUCUACGUCUGUGGCGGCGGCUGUGAAGAAACGUGGUAGGGCAAAGAGGUCGACUGUAACGGCGGCUGUGGUUACUACUGCUACUGGAGAGGGUUCUAGAAAACGAGGGAGGCCAAAGAAAGAUGACGUGGCGGCUGCAACUGUUCCAGCAGAAACUGUGGUGGCUCCAGCUAAGAGACGUGGAAGGAAACCUACUGUCGAAGUAGCUGCACAGCCUGUGCGCAGGACUAGGAAGAGCACUUCAGUGGCACCGGUAGCUGCAAACGUCGGAGAUCUCAAGAAAAGAACCGCACUCUUAGUAAGUGAACUAUCCCCACUUAGCUUCUAUAAUGGUUUUUCGUAAACAUUACUGUAUCCCUGCAUCAAUUUGAUUUAGACAUUAUGUUGUGUGGAGCACAAAGGAUACUAGCAAGUCAACAGAAUUGUUAGAUUAUGUCGUAUAGCCUAGAAGAUGGAAUUGAAUGGUCAUUUGAUUAGUUAAUUAAAAUGGAUUCAUUUCAACUAAAAAGAAAGAAUCUGAUGAUAAGUUACUGAAAUGAAAAAUGUUGCAGCAAAAGAAAGUGAAGGAAGCUGCAGCUAAGUUGAAACAAGCAGUAACAGCAAUUGACGAGGUCCAGAAGUUAGCGGAUGGAAUGUAAAAGAAAGCUACUGAUAUGACUGAAUCCUACAAGGGAUAAUGAUGAUCGAGAAAGAAAUCUUCGUAUGUGUUUUAGGGAAUUUAAUUAGGAGAAAACAUUCAUUUGGAGGAAGACUGAUUGGUUGUUAAUGUUUGAUUUUCACUUUAGGGUUGUUUGUUUGUACGUUUCUAGGAUUUUGCUACCAGAAGAGGUUUAAACAGUAGUGUUAAAAUGGUCUAUGUGUAGCUCGGAGAUGGGGGAAACUUUCACUCUUCCUUCUGAAUUUGAUUUGCUACGUCUUUGUUAUCAAGAAUUGUAACAUUCUUUUCCUUUGAGGUUUAUGAAUUUGGAGUUAUAAGAAGCUUAGU
Arabidopsis thaliana (thale cress) is the source of this 1467-nucleotide messenger RNA. RefSeq names its product AT hook motif-containing protein. Gene Ontology annotation, molecular function: DNA binding. NCBI's taxonomy places the organism in Eukaryota, Viridiplantae, Streptophyta, Magnoliopsida, Brassicales, Brassicaceae. The transcript is spliced from 3 exons. The coding region runs from base 229 to 825 and encodes 198 amino acids. The record is from RefSeq and is marked reviewed. Gene Ontology annotation, cellular component: nucleus.